Molecule: messenger RNA, 2893 nt
Organism: Salvelinus fontinalis (brook trout)
Lineage: Eukaryota; Metazoa; Chordata; Actinopteri; Salmoniformes; Salmonidae
Product: growth/differentiation factor 6-A-like
Exons: 2
Coding region: 105-1349 (414 amino acids)
Biological process (GO): SMAD protein signal transduction; BMP signaling pathway
Cellular component (GO): extracellular region
Molecular function (GO): growth factor activity; cytokine activity
Source: RefSeq, a predicted model, not a curated record
AACGCAGAAGUCUAGCUCUGACGCGCAGUCUAUCUUCAGCUCUUGCUGUCUAAAAUCGCUUCAUUGUGGCGAGGGCUUCGAAACAUCUUUGGGACACUACCACCAUGGACGCAUUUCAAGUACUCUCGUUAUAUUUGUUACUCAUCUUCAUUUGGAAUAUACCAUGUUUUCAGUCAGCUGCCAUCAUAUCUCCCUCUGUGCCAAGGAGAAACAAGGGAGCCAAGAUCCUUCAUGAUGGGCAAAUGUCAACCAAAUUUCCCAAAGAGAUCUUCGCAUCUUCUCCUAUCUUAAGCCAUCACCGAGAAGACUUUAAUAAGGACGCAAUUGUGCCCCACGAUUACAUGCUCUCCAUAUACAAGACGUAUUCGGCUGCAGAGAGAAUCGGACUAAACGCAAGUUUUUUCCGCUCCUCAAAGUCUGCAAACACCAUAACAAGUUUUGUGGACAGAGGAACAGACGAUCUCUUGCACUCUCCUUUGCGAAGACAAAAGUAUCUGUUUGAUGUCUCAACCCUUUCAGACAAAGAGGAGUUGGUUGGAGCUGAAUUAAGGAUAUUUAGAAAAGUACCCGGGGAUUUGCAAACGUCCCCGACAGGUCUCUAUGACAUUCAAUUACUCUCCUGUCGAUCAGAACGGUUACUGGAUGCAAGAUCCCUUGAUCCUCUGGAUUCCCGAAAACCAGGAUGGGAGGUUUUGGACGUGUGGGAAAUGUUUAAAAACAGGCAUCACUCUGCCCAGGGGAGCCAGCUUUGUCUCCAGCUCAAGGGCACUCUUGGUAAAUCAGAAAUGGAAAUCGAUUUAAAACAGAUGGGAUUUGACAGAACCGGUCGAACUCAGCAAGAGAAGGCCAUCUUGGUGGUUUACACCAGGUCCAAGAAAAGGGAGAACCUGUUCAACGAAAUGAAAGAGAAGAUCAGGUCUCGCGGAUCGGGGAGCAGGUCGGAGGAGGAGAGGGGCCUGCGGUUCAAAGCCAGGCGCCGACGGAGGACUGCAUUGAACAAUCGGCAUGGGAAAAGACAUGGCAAAAAGUCCAAAUCUAGAUGCAGCAAAAAGGCUCUGCACGUUAAUUUCAAAGAGCUAGGGUGGGAUGACUGGAUCAUUGCGCCAUUGGAUUACGAGGCGUACCACUGUGAGGGCGUGUGCGACUUCCCUUUGAGAUCGCAUUUAGAGCCAACAAACCAUGCCAUCAUUCAAACUCUCAUGAAUUCAAUGGACCCCAAUAGCACACCUCCUAGCUGUUGUGUUCCCACCAAACUCAGUCCCAUCAGCAUUCUUUACAUAGACUCGGGCAAUAACGUUGUGUACAAACAGUAUGAGGACAUGGUGGUAGAGCAGUGUGGCUGCAGGUAGCGUCCUUUUCUUCUGCGUCAGGAUAUGAAAGCUGUGGCAUAUCUUAAGCAUAUAGACCCAUGCGUUCUUGCCAUAUCAUGGUGCGCCUAAACUUCACUCAAAAGGGAUCCGCGAGAGACAUUAUUUGUAGUUUAGGCCUGUGCAAGCAUAUUUAUUUUGGUCAAAUUUAAACUCAGUACAAUCUCACAUAGCCUUAGACGUCCAAUUGUUGUGUUAAACUAAUACCUACUCCUAGCCUACAUUUCCGUCCACCUGAUAUGUUUUUCAAGAGCAUAGUCUAUUGUUUUGCGAGGCCCGGACAUGGAUAGACAGGUUGUUAUGAACCAUUAGUCCGCAGUAGAGGAGUGGGUAUCAACAUGCUAGUGAUAUGCUAUUAUUUGUCAUUUUCUGAGCAGACUUGGAAUUGUUAGUCUUCCAUCAGUGGAUUCUGUACGAAAUGGGCACAGUGGAAUGCACCUGUUCAAACUAGGCCGCAGUCACGGGAUAGCCCUUGUGCAUUGUUGCAGCUCCCUGCAACGGUCUUGCAAAGAGGACUCAUUUGUAGCGGGUGUUUCCAGGCUCACUGCCAGUGUCCAGCUGAAACUAUCGAGCUCUUCUGAUGCGUUAUCAAUCGGCCCUAGCACUCCAAUCUCUCUCUUUCAAAUCUCUCUCUCUCUCUCUCUCUCGCUCUCUUUACCUCCCUCCCUCCCUCCCUCCCUCCCUCCCUCCCUCUAAAAGGUGAAUGUAAUCUACCAAACACACAAUGGGCUCUGAGGUAAAGAGAUAGCGCAGGUAUGCCUACAAGAGAUUUCCCUGUGCGUCCUGUUUCAUCAGAAUGGAGUGCGCGCUCGAGUCAUCACAGCCCACGGGCAACGAAUGCAAGACUAAACGGACGAUCCUAAACAUGGGCUCCAUGGACAUGAGCAUUCGUAUUGUGCUUGCCAUUGACAGCUGACUGUAUUUCGAUGACUUGCUGAAGGCACACUGAGAGGCAGUUGGACCCGGUUGCGCGCAGGAGCACGUGGGGACACCAAAGGCCACGUUAAAUAAUCAAGACACACAUUUGCAUCUUCAACGUCUGCAUCUUUACUAAAGGCACUUCCACAACUGACUGCGCCAAUGUCAUGUAGUCAGGACGAACACCUUUUUCUUGAUAAAUCGACUGACCAGAAAAGACUCGCAAACGAGAUAUUUAAAUGCACAUUAGCUUUGAAUGCACUACUGUUCAUUAUUUGAGCUGUACAUAUUUGUAUAGUUAAAACUUUACAAGUGCAACUUAUGAAGAAAUGACAAAAAGGCGUUUCUUUGUAAAUGUACAUACUUUAAAUGCACUCAAAUCGUUAUAAUAUCUAUUCUAUAAUAAUUUUAUUAAUUGUGAUGUACAGAGUUUCAUGAUAAUCAUACAUUUCUUACAUUGACGAGAGUAAUUUAAGCUGUAUAAAAAACUGUUGAGGGUGGAAAUACCAUUAUUGAUGUCUACCUCAUAAUUACCUAGGUUCUGAGUUCUGAGGUGCAUUCAACUGUGUUAAAUUCUUUUUAAAUGAUAUAUGAAAUUAUACAUUUAU